AUGGCAAAAGGACGAGGAUCCCGCGCCUCGAACGGCUCGACCGCAUCGGAGAGGCACACAUCACCAUCCGCAUCCUCCAACGGUGUUGGCGCCUCAACAUCUCAGCAGGGAGUUGCGGAGGUCACGGACCCGUCAUCCAUCGCAUCCUCAUCCAGAGACCCGUUCUCCUAUCACACCGUCUCACUAGCGCCUACCGAUGCGCUCCCCUACUACGACCGGGAGCUGGAGCUUCAACCCGGCCUUCGAGCCCGCGUUGAUGCUCUCAUCACCGCCGAACAGUCCACACUCCCUCCUCUCGACUCCACCCGCCUUCCACCGGCGUACGAGCUGUUCCGUGGGCGGCCCGAUCUUCGUGCGGAGCUCGACCGCGUCUCGUCCGGCCAGCCGUCUCGCGCGCUCGAUACCCAGCGGUACACCCUCCCCGCACCCACCGACGGCGACUCUGCCUCCAUCGAAGAGUGGCAACGCGCCGUAGACUCGGCCUAUGCCCAGCUGGGCCACAUGGAUGUGAGACUGAAAAACAUCGAACUGCUCAAACGCUUCGGCCCCAACGCUUGGCGCUUAUCCAAUUUCAAUCAGGAACAACAGAUCAGAACGCUCAGCGAGGAACUGGAGAGAGUCAAGGCAGAGACCAACGAGGUGAAUAGAAUAAGGCAGAAGGAUCAGACUGAAGCAGGGGCGAAAUUGGCAGGGAUGGAAAAGAGGUGGACGGAUCAUAUCGGGAGAGGGCUGCAGUUGGAGGUGGCCAAUGUGACGAUCAGGGAGGAGGUGGAGGUGUUGAGAGGGAAGAAGAGGCGGUUGGAGGGGGUGUUGGCGGAGAUGGAGUGA
This is a messenger RNA of Kalmanozyma brasiliensis GHG001, 828 nucleotides long. RefSeq names its product Pre-mRNA-splicing factor SPF27. The record is from RefSeq and is a predicted model, not a curated record. Bases 1 to 828 code for a protein of 275 amino acids. Gene Ontology annotation, cellular component: Prp19 complex; catalytic step 2 spliceosome; precatalytic spliceosome. Lineage: Eukaryota; Fungi; Basidiomycota; Ustilaginomycetes; Ustilaginales. The transcript has a single exon. Gene Ontology annotation, biological process: mRNA processing.